CGCCCCCCCGCUGGGUCGGGCCUGACCGGAGCGCGCGGAGCCGAGGCAGCUACCGGAUGACAAGCAGAGUUGGCAGCAAAGAUAAGGAAGGAGUCAAGCAGCCCAAGGUAAUGGCAGAACAGAUCAACCCUGGCCUGUUUUCACUGUGAUGCUUCCUGAGAAGAUGGAGACAUCCAGAGAGGAAGAGAUACAGUUUAUAACUGAUGAGAAAUUUGACUUUGGUCAGCUCUCCCCUUCCGACAGCCGGGAGGAAGAAUGCCUCGGUGCGGAGGAAAAGGAGGGAGUCUUUGCCGGACCUGUCCAGCAGGUUGAAAGAUUCGUGGCGCAAAGAAUUGACCCGAAUGUUGUGAAGGAGGAGGGCAUUGGCCCCAGAAGAGAGCACCAGCUGAACUGGAGCCCACUGAGCCCUGAGAAGUUGGAGGAGAUUGUGAAGGAGGCCAACUGGCUGGCCACGCAGCUGGAGGGGUGCCACCUGCCGAAGGAGAAUGCGCGUGCCUCACCCCGGGAGGAGACAGAGCUGAGCCUUGGCGGGGAGCCCCGAGCCCCCAUCAGGUUCUUGUCCAAGGAGCGGGAGAGUCCCAGAAGCCCCCGGCGCGAGACCUUCGUGGUGAAGAACAGUCCUGUCAGGGCGCUGCUGCCAACAGUGGAGCUGGGGACGCUCCUCUCAAAAGGGAAGAGCCCUUCUCCCCGCACCGCCGUGGCACCAGCUCAUGCCCGGCUCCGACACAGAGCGGGCAGCCGCCUGGCUGGGGGUGAAAGGCCCUGGAAGGAAUCGACCCCCAGCAAGGCGCAGCCCCCACAGAGACUGGCCGGCAGUAAAAAGCCGAGCUUCCAGGACAACCCCAAUAGACGCACAUCGCCUUCAAUAAGAGUGAAAGAAGCAAGAGGACCCAGGUCAUCGCCCACCCAGCCCCGUCUCAAGCAGGAGCUUUCCUCACCCAGAGGGAAAGCAGAGUCCCUGCAAAUUGUUAAUACAGGUCCAGCUAAGCCCUGUGGGGGCAACUCCUCCCAGCUCCCAACCAGCUCCAGACCCACCGCGACAUCCACCUGCCAGGCGCGGGCUAGGAGCACAGCCAUCCCCAUCCCUGCCAGCCGCCUCCCAGUGCCCACCGCUGUUCCCAAACCAGCCAGCCGAGUUAUUUCCCUGAGCCAGGCUGCAGUGCCAAGGAAAUCCAGCCAGCCACAGUUCCUGGGCCAGGGGUCUGCUGGGGCAAAGGGGCUCCUGAGGCCCAGUGCAUCCGGACAGCGAGUCUCUGUAACCCAGCGGACAACCCCUCAAGGUGCUCUCCAUGGCAGCAAGCUAGAGCCACCCAAGAAGGUGACUGUAGCCAGCCGCCCAAGGUAA
This is a messenger RNA of Alligator sinensis (Chinese alligator), 1345 nucleotides long. RefSeq names its product proline and serine rich coiled-coil 1 (gene PSRC1). The transcript is spliced from 8 exons. Gene Ontology annotation, biological process: mitotic metaphase chromosome alignment. The record is from RefSeq and is a predicted model, not a curated record. The coding region runs from base 149 to 1345 and encodes 398 amino acids. Gene Ontology annotation, molecular function: microtubule binding. Lineage: Eukaryota; Metazoa; Chordata; Crocodylia; Alligatoridae. Gene Ontology annotation, cellular component: spindle pole; spindle microtubule; microtubule cytoskeleton.